CGGUAUUAUAAGUUUCACUUAUAAUGAUGUUAGUUGUACUACCUAUGUCUAUGGUAUGUUCUCAAAAGGCUUCGUCGAUCCAGAGAAAAAUUGUUAUGAUAUAGUUCUCAAUGAUCCUUCUGGAAAGACUAUCUAUACUUUGACAGAUCAAUUAGGCUUAGAGUUUGAAGAUGGUGGUACUAAACCGUUUUACGCAACUAUCGAUUUUGACUUUAUGAAAUUUUUUAUCAAUUGA
Molecule: messenger RNA, 235 nt
Organism: Racocetra persica
Lineage: Eukaryota; Fungi; Glomeromycota; Glomeromycetes; Diversisporales; Gigasporaceae
Source: the annotation of a GenBank genome assembly